Molecule: messenger RNA, 2613 nt
Organism: Plasmodium reichenowi
Lineage: Eukaryota; Apicomplexa; Aconoidasida; Haemosporida; Plasmodiidae
Exons: 1
Coding region: 1-2613 (870 amino acids)
Biological process (GO): negative regulation of cell adhesion
Cellular component (GO): plasma membrane
Source: RefSeq, a predicted model, not a curated record
AUGAUAUAUUUGGAACCCCUAGAAAGUAAUGAUAAAAAAGAAGACAAUUGGGAAAAUAAAAAAAUUAAUGAUGAUGAGAAUAAUGACAAUUGUGAGAAUAUAUUUUUGAGCGCAAAAGAGAAAAGAGAUAAUGAAAUAAAUAAAAUAUUAAAAAAUAUGAAAAAGGAAGAAAGGAAUUUAUGUUUUCCAUUAUUAGAUUUAUACUUUCUGAAUAAGAAUUUUAAAUGGCAAAAUUUAAAAGAAAGUUUAGAGUUUCCUAAUAAUGUAAAUGAAUAUAUAAACUUGAAUCUUUUAAAAAAGGAAAUAUUUCCAAAAGAUAUAAUUUUUGAAAAUGAUCAAAAGAAAAAACAUGAAAAAACAUGGAUAUAUAAUAAAUUGAUAAAAAGUGGAUUAUUAUAUGAUAAGAAGAUAAAAGAUAAUAUAAUAAAUAAAUUAAAUAAUAAUUAUAAUAUUAUAGAAAAAUCUGAUAAUAUAAAAAAUGAAAAUAAUCAUAAUACGAUUGUUGAUCAUAAUAAUUUACCUUGUGAAUGGAUAAAUAGUGAUGAUAUCAUUGGUACUUUUAAUCCAAUAUAUAAUGCACGAGAUAAAAUAAUUAAUGAUAAUUAUAUAUCUUCUAUACCAACGAUUGAUAUAUUUUAUAAUUCAUCCAAAUUAUUAACAAUUCAAACAAUAUUUGAGCCGAUUAAUCAUUAUAUAUAUUUAUUACGUCUAUUACCAAAAUUUAGUUUACCUUUAUAUGAUUCUGGUAUUUUACAAUAUGUAUGUGAAGAUCCUAUAUUGAAUGGUAAAUUAAAAGGACUAGAAUUAUCUUAUCGUUUAUUAGUACAUGAUAUUUUAUUUUAUGCAUUCUUUUCUUAUUUAUCCGAUUUGCCUUUUUGGGCUAAACCUCCAAUAGAAAUAUUGAGAAUAUAUAAUUAUGAAAGCUUAUAUUCAUUUAGUGAUUGUGAAUCUGAGCAUACGGAAAGGUUAGUAUUCCAUAAUAUUAAAAGUAUUAUAUAUAACUUUUCGGAUACAUUAAAUAAAAUUGAAUUAUUAUAUCCAAAAAAUUAUUAUAUAACUAUAUUUCCAAAUAUAUAUUUUAAAAAUAUUAUUGACUUUUUAAAAUCUGAAAAGUUCAAACUGAAAAAAAUGAUUAUCUUACUUAAAGGUACAAAUUAUAUGGAUGUACAAAAGUUGAAUUAUAUCAAGUCGAUUUUUGAUCAUUUGAUAGGCGAUAAAACUGAGCGAAUAUCAUGUAACAUGAAUAAUAAGAUGAUGGAUAUGACGAUAGGUGGGGCACACAUAAGAAUAAAUAAAGCAAAGGCAGAGGAUCUAUAUGAGUAUGAUCAUGAUUAUAAAGUUGAAAAAAAAAGUACUCAAUGUAUUAUUGAGGCAAUGAAAAAAUGUUCAAAAGGAAAUCCAAGAGAUAAAUGGGACGAACAAAGUAAUACAUCCAACAACAACAAAAAUAAAAAAAACAACAAAAAAAAUAAAAACAACAACAAUAAUAAUAACAACAACAAAAAAAAUAAAAAAAACAACAACAAUAAUAAUAACAAUAAUAAUAAUAACAACAAUAAUAAUAAUAACAACAACAAUAAUAAUAACAACAAUAAUAAUAACAACAACAACAAUAAUAACAUUGAUAUAUAUACUAUUAAUAGUUGUAUGCACAAUCAUCCGAAUUAUACCAUUAGCAACCAUUUUGAUAAAUUAAAAACACAUGAAUGUUAUGUAGAAAAAGGUCACAAUAAUGUGCGUGAACAGAUUAGUACACAAUCGAUUUUAAAUAAUAUUAUAAAUUCAAAUGAUCAAGUAAUAAUGACGAAAGAAACAAAUGAUAAUAUAGAUACAUCCAAUAUUAAUAAUAAUAAUCAAGAAAAUAAUAAUUUCCAUGUUUAUAAUAAUAAUUAUAAUAUACAUAAUUGUGCGCAUCAUACGUAUUGUCAAAUGGACCAUCCGAGCAGGAAAAAUAAUAUAACAUUAGCAUUUAAAAAUAAAAACAAGAAAAAGGAAAACAAGACAAAAUAUUUAUCAUCAGAAUCGUCAAACAGUGAUGAUGAUACGGAUGAUGAAAAUAUCGAUGGAUUCUUUAAAACGAAAAAAUUAAAAACUACAGUUUAUGAUAAAAGUACUUUUUCCUUCUCCAAAUUUGUUAAUAAAAUAAUAAAUUAUGAAAAAAUAAUGGACUAUUUAAAUAACGAUCCUCAGCGUCAAGAGAAGGAAGAUUCGAAGAUAAAAUUUUUUGUAAAAAUGUUGUUAUUUGAAAAAAGAUAUUCUAGUUAUGAUGUAAGCAAUGAUGAAAUCGAUAUGCAUAAUGAUGAAAAUACAAAUGAAGGAUUUUUUCAGAGUGAUAGCUCUGAGCAUACAAGAAAUGUUCAGGGUGUGAUAAAUGAGGAUAGGCAGGAAACAAACAAUACAAAUUCAUAUGUAGAAAAUAUUCAUAAUGAUGUAAAUGAUAGUGUAUCGAAUUCAUCCGAUUAUAUUAGUAACCUCAUUCAAAAUUUUAGAAGAAAUUAUGUAAGUAACAAUUUCUUAUCCUUUAGUAGGAAUGUAGAAAAAGAGCAAGAGAAUAACAUGAAUAUAGAAACUACCCAAGAUAAUUUUACAAGCAUAACAUUUAAUUUUAAAUAA